AGGAGUCAGGAUGGAGCCCUCGGCCCUGAGGAAGUCUGGCUCCGAGCAGGAGGAGGGCUUCGGGGUGCAGGCCAGGAGGAUCGCUGAUCUGGGCACGGUCCCCAAUCUCCGGAGAAGCAACAGUAUCCUCUACAGGAGCAGGAGGCUGCAGUGUCCCUUCGGCAACAGUGAAAAGCAAGAAAAUCUUAGUUCUUGGAUUCCUGAAAACAUCAAGAAGAAAGAGUGCGUGUAUUUUGUGGAAAGUUCCAAGCUGUCUGAUGCUGGGAAGGUGGUGUGUGAGUGUGGCUACACACGCGAGCAGCACUUGGAUGAGGCCACCAAGCCCCAUGCCUUCCAGGGCAAGGAGUGGGACCCAAAAAAGCAUGUCCAGGAGAUGCCAACAGAUGCUUUUGGUGACAUCGUCUUCACAGGCCUGGGCCAGAAGGUGGGAAAGUAUGUCCGCGUCUCCCAGGACACGCCCUCCAGUGUAAUCUACCACCUCAUGACCCAGCACUGGGGCCUGGACAUCCCCAACCUCCUGAUCUCGGUGACUGGUGGGGCCAAGAACUUCAACAUGAAGCUGAGGCUGAAGAGCAUCUUCCGCAGAGGCCUGGUCAAGGUGGCUCAGACCACAGGUGCCUGGAUUAUCACCGGGGGGUCCCACACAGGUGUGAUGAAGCAGGUGGGCGAGGCAGUGCGGGACUUCAGCCUGAGCAGCAGCUACAAGGAGGGAGAGGUCAUCACAAUCGGAGUCGCCACCUGGGGCACCAUUCACAACCGGGAGAGCCUGAUUCAGCCCACGGGUAGCUUCCCCGCUGAGUACAUACUGGAUGAGGAAGGCCAAGGGAACUUGACCUGCCUGGACAGCAACCACUCCCACUUCAUCCUUGUGGACGAUGGGACCCACGGCCAGUACGGGGUCGAGAUCCCCCUGAGGACAAAGCUGGAGAAGUUCAUAUCGGAGCAGACAAAGGAGAGAGGAGGCGUGGCUAUCAAGAUCCCCAUUGUCUGUGUGGUGCUGGAGGGCGGCCCUGGCACGUUGCACACCAUCUACAACGCCAUCACCAAUGGUACCCCCUGCGUGAUCGUGGAGGGCUCAGGCCGCGUGGCUGAUGUCAUUGCCCAAGUGGCCAAUCUGCCCAUCUCUGAGAUCACCGUCUCCCUGAUCCAGCAGAAACUGAGCGUCUUCUUCCAGGAGAUGUUUGAGACCUUCACCGAGAGCCGGAUCGUUGAGUGGACCAAAAAGAUCCAAGACAUUGUCCGGAGUCGGCAGCUGCUGACUGUCUUCCGGGAAGGCAAGGACGGUCAGCAGGAUGUGGAUGUGGCCAUCCUGCAGGCCUUGCUGAAAGCCUCUCGGAGCCAAGACCACUUUGGCCACGAGAACUGGGACCACCAGCUGAAGUUGGCAGUGGCGUGGAACCGUGUGGACAUUGCCCGCAGCGAGAUCUUCACCGAUGAGUGGCAGUGGAAGCCUUCAGAUCUGCACCCCACGAUGACCGCCGCACUCAUCUCCAAUAAGCCCGAGUUCGUGAAGCUCUUUCUGGAGAACGGGGUGCGGCUGAAGGAGUUUGUCACCUGGGACACGCUGCUGUACCUCUACGAGAACCUGGAGCCAUCCUGCCUGUUCCACUGCAAGCUGCAGAAAGUGCUGGCCGAGGAGCCUGAGCGCCUGGCUUGUGCGCCCGCCACGCCUCACGUGCAGAUGCACCACGUGGCGCAGGUGCUGCGGGAGCUGCUGGGAGACUUCACGCAGCCGCUGUACCCCCGCCCCCGGCACAGCGACCGGCCCCGGCUCUUGCUGCCUGUGCCACACAUCAAGCUCAACGUGCAAGGUGUGAGCCUUCGCUCCCUCUACAAGCGGUCAUCAGGCCAUGUUACCUUCACCAUGGACCCAGUCCGUGACCUUCUCAUUUGGGCCAUUGUCCAGAACCGCCGGGAGCUGGCAGGAAUCAUCUGGGCUCAGAGCCAGGACUGCAUUGCGGCGGCCUUGGCCUGCAGCAAGAUCCUGAAGGAGCUGUCGAAGGAGGAGGAGGACACGGACAGUUCAGAAGAGAUGCUGGUGCUGGCGGACGAGUAUGAGCACAGAGCCAUUGGGGUCUUCACUGAGUGUUAUCGCAAGGACGAGGAGAGAGCCCAGAAGCUGCUCAUCCGUGUGUCGGAGGCCUGGGGGAAGACCACAUGCUUGCAGCUUGCCCUGGAGGCCAAGGACAUGAAGUUCGUGUCUCACGGGGGCAUCCAGGCCUUCCUGACCAAGGUGUGGUGGGGCCAGCUCUGCGUGGACAAUGGGCUAUGGCGCGUGGUCCUGUGCAUGCUGGUCUUCCCGCUGCUUUUCACUGGCCUCGUCUCAUUCAGGGAGAAGAGGCUGCAGGCGGUGGGCGGCUCUGCGUGUGCCCGCGCCUUCUUCAGCGCGCCCGUGGUCGUCUUCCACCUGAACAUCCUGUCCUACUUCGCCUUCCUCUGCCUCUUCGCCUACGUGCUCAUGGUGGACUUCCAGCCCACGCCCUCCUGGUGCGAGUGUGCCAUCUACCUCUGGCUCUUCUCUCUGGUGUGUGAGGAGACGCGGCAGCUCUUCUACGACCCGGACGAGUGUGGGCUCAUGAAGAUGGCGGCCCUGUACUUCAGUGACUUCUGGAACAAACUGGACGUCGCUGCCAUUGUGCUCUUUAUAGCGGGGCUGACCUGCAGGCUCAUCCCAGCGACGCUGUAUCCUGGACGCGUCAUCCUUUCCCUGGAUUUCAUCAUGUUCUGCCUCCGGCUGAUGCACAUUUUCACUGUCAGCAAGACGCUGGGUCCCAAGAUAAUCAUUGUGAAGCGGAUGAUGAAGGACGUCUUCUUCUUCCUCUUCCUGCUGGCAGUGUGGGUGGUGUCCUUCGGGGUGGCCAAGCAGGCCAUCCUCAUCCACAACGAGAGGCGGGGGGACUGGAUCUUCCGCGGGGGGGUCUACCACUCAUAUCUCACCAUCUUCGGGCAGAUCCCAGCCUACAUCGACGGUGUGAACUUCAACUUGGACCAUUGCAGCCCCAAUGGCACAGACCCCUACAAGCCCAAGUGCCCCGAGAGUGAUGUGACACGGCACGAGCCUGCCUUCCCCGAGUGGCUAACGGUCAUCCUGCUGUGCCUGUACCUGCUCUUCACCAACAUCCUUCUGCUUAACCUGCUCAUCGCCAUGUUCAACUACACGUUCCAGCAGGUCCAGGAGCACACGGACCAGAUCUGGAAGUUCCAGCGCCAUGACCUGAUCGAGGAGUACCACAGCCGGCCCCCCGCGCCACCCCCCUUCAUCCUGCUCAGCCACCUGCAGCUUUUCAUCAAGAGGGUGGUCCUGAAGAUCCCAGCCAAGCGACACAAGCAACUCAAGAACAAGCUGGAAAAGAACGAAGAGGCGGCCCUCCUGUCCUGGGAGAUCUACCUGAAGGAGAACUACCUGCAGAACCAGCAGUACCAACAAAAGCAGAGGCCAGAGCAGAAGAUUGAAGACAUCCACAAUAAGGUGGAUGCCAUGGUGGACCUGCUGGACAUGGACCGCCUGAAGAGGUCGGGCUCCACGGAGCAGAGGCUGGCCUCCCUGGAGGAGCAGGUGGCGCAGACAGCCAGAACUCUGCACUGGAUCGUGAGGACCCUGAGGGAUAGUGGCUUUGGCUCGGAGGCAGGCGUCCCCAUUCUGGCACCCCAAAAGGCUUCUGAGGAGCAGGAUGCUGAGCCAGGUAGCAGAAAGAGGGCAGAGGAGCCAGGUGACGGCUACCACGUGAAUGCCCGGCACCUCCUUUACCCCAACAGUCUGGUCACACGGUUCCCUGUGCCCAACGAGAAGGUGCCCUGGGAGGUAGAGUUCCUAAUCUACGACCCGCCCUUUUACACAGUGGAGAGGAAGGAGGCAGCCAUCGUGGACCCCACAGGAGAUGCCCUGGAACCCCUUUCCAGGAUCAGGUACAACGUCGUGGAUGGACCGACAGACCGCCAGAGCUUCCACGGGCCCUACGCGGUGCAGCACGGGCUUCCCCUGAACCCCAUGGGCCGCACGGGCCUGCGUGGGCGUGGGAGCCUCAGGUGUUUCGGACCCAAUCACAUGCUGCACCCCGUGGUCACCCGGUGGAGACGGAAUCAGGACGGAGCCAUCUGUAGGAAAAGCAUAAAGAAAAUGCUGGAGGUGUUGGUGGUGGAACACCCUCUCUCAGAACACUGGGCCCUGCCAGGGGGCUCCCGGGAGCCGGGGGAGACGCUGCCCCGGAAGCUGAAGCAGAUCCUUCGGCAGGAGUCCUGGCCAUCCUUUGAGAACUUGCUGAAGCGGGGCAUGGAGGUGUACAAAGGGUACAUGGAUGACCCCAGGAACACAGACAACGCCUGGAUAGAGACGGUGGCUAUCAGCAUCCACUUCCAGGACCAGAACGACGUGGAGCUCAAGAGGCUGAACUCUCACCUGCAGGCCUGUGAGCCGGGGGUGUCUGCCCGGUGGCAGGUGGUGGACAAGCGCAUCCCCCUGUACGCCAACCACAAGACCAUCCUCCGGAAGGCGGCCACUCUCUUUGGGACUCACUACUGACCACAGACCCAGGCUGGGCAGCCCCAUGGGGGGUCCCGCGGUGGCCUGGACUGCCAUCUGCUGGUGACUGCACAGGAGUUGGCCGACUCUGGCUACCUGAGGCACAUGCGGCCCUGGACCUGGGUACUGGAGGGGGCGCCACCUGGCACCUGCAUGAUGUGGUUCUGGUGAUUCUGCUGCCCCUGUGCCCACCUCAAGUCAGCUGGCUGGACCAGCCUGUGCACAAGGUGUCCAGGCACCCCAAGAGAACAGCUCAAGCAGGUCUCUCAGAAUUGAGGGGCCCUGGGACCCCAUCAGCAAUCGCCACCUCCCCCAGCCAGCUGGCAGCCAGUCAAGGGGCUGGGCCCCCUUGCAGCUGUGGCCCUCGGCAGAGCCCACUCCCAUCUUGGUCACGUCAUGAGCAGCAUAUCCACUCUGGAGGUGCAUCAGCCCAAGGCUGUUUCCUGGAGAGUUGGGUCCUCUGCAGCCUCCUUAGGCCCAUGUCUGGAGGACUUGGGGGCCAACCUGCUACACCACCGAGAUGGUUUCCUCUAGCCAAUGGGAUCUAAUGUGGACCCUCUCCCAGCCUGGGUGGGGGCACCGUGCGAACCCAGCUCACCACCCGUGUUGUAAGGGCCCCUUGAUGGGGGGCAGGGGGCCCAGUCAAGCCCCGGCCUCUCCCAAAAGGCAGAGGGUUUCUGCUCCCUGUGCUGCCCAGGGAUCCUUGGGGUGAGGCCGCAGAAGCAGACGCUGGGCUCUCCCUCCACCCCUUGGAGUCACAGGCAAGUGGGUGUGGAUGGCGGGGCCUCCUGGUGUGGCCUCGGCACUCAGAAAAGCCAUCAGGAGCUGUCAGGGCAGGGAAUGCUGUAAAGACUCAAGAUAUUAGAUCUGGGGUCUCAUGCCAGCCUGUGCUCACCACAAAUAAAGUUACUGGCAUAUCCAA
Messenger RNA from Galeopterus variegatus (Sunda flying lemur), 5441 nucleotides. It is a transcript of the gene TRPM2, whose product is annotated as transient receptor potential cation channel, subfamily M, member 2. Gene Ontology annotation, biological process: calcium ion transmembrane transport. Gene Ontology annotation, cellular component: membrane. The transcript has 32 exons. The coding region runs from base 11 to 4519 and encodes 1502 amino acids. NCBI's taxonomy places the organism in Eukaryota, Metazoa, Chordata, Mammalia, Dermoptera, Cynocephalidae. The record is from RefSeq and is a predicted model, not a curated record. Gene Ontology annotation, molecular function: ligand-gated calcium channel activity.